AUGGAUGCCUUGUUCGGCCGGCGGAAGAGCCGCCCCCGAGAGUCAUCUGCAUCGCAAUCUGAGCUUAGCGAACGGUCUGUGCGCUAUGAGAACACCACUCGGGACCGCCCGCCCUUACCCGUGGGGACUAUGUCUCAAGCACUACGGACGUCUGGAUCCUCCGGAAUAUCUGCCCCAACGCAAAACCCAGGCCUUACCUCUAACGGGACAGAGAUGAACUUUACGCGCUCGCGCAGAAGAUUAGAUCUUUCCGAAGGAGAACGUCCCACUUCUCCCAGUCCUUCAAACAUGUCCGGUUCCAGUUAUGGAUAUGGGUUUGAAUCCCCGAGGAGGACUCGUGAUAUGGAUGCUACAAUACGGGCAGGCGAUAGGCGCAACACUGGCGCUAGUGCACCCGGUUCUGAUUUUGGUCCUCCUAUGUCGCCACCUGGAUCCUCUCGUCACGGGGGUCAUCGCCCGUCUUCAUCUCUCACAAUGAAAAGUGAUACGUCGCGUACAUCCCACUACAAUACACAGCAAGCUGCCUCGACUCUCAGUUCCUUGCGACAGCUAAAAUCCGAUGAUGGCUUUUACAUGGAUCGACCCUCUGAUGACGUUAUUCAAUCUAUGUUUUUGGGCGUUGGGAAGAGUCUUGAUGUCGGCGGAGAGGGGCUCACCAUGGAAAACAAGUGGCUCAUCGUCUAUGAGAACGAGAGGAAGCGCUGGCGUGAAGAACAAGCCAAGGCCAAGGCUGCAGACAAACGAGCUACGGCAGGAAGUGGUGCAGGUUCAAUAGGCUUAAACACCAAGGAUACUGGAGAAUAUUACAUACAAAAGUUCAUGACCAACACGAUCACUCCCAAGGAUAUCCAGGGGCUUGGUGUUUCGUUGCGCACUAUGCCCUUGGCCUGGUUUCACGACUUUAUAGACAUGCAAGGCAUUGCCGUUUUGGCAUCCCGCUUGAACUCCUUAAAUCGGCCAGCAACACGGAGGACUGAGGUUGAAACCCUACAGGAAAUCGAGAUUCUCAAAUGUCUCAAGACGCUUUUGAACUCCCAGGUUGGUCAACGAGAAGCUAUAGCGCAACAGACGACCGUGAAUCACUUGGUUACCGUUCUUGCCAGUCCUCAUAUUCCCUCCAGGAAAGCCGGUCUAGAAUUAACGAUUGCUCUCAUUUACGCCGAGGACCAUUCCUAUCAAUUAGGACCAUUCACGUUCUGGUUCCAGACGACCUUGAAUAUUCUAUUAAGUCGUGGCAGGAUGGGAAGUUUGGUGGGGACCAGCAAGGAUUUCAAGAAAGCUGUGGGCGCAGAUUCGGGGCUGGGAGAUUACACACUUCAUACAAUCAUGACCCUCAAUGCGAUAUUGACUCGAGCUCCGGACCUGAAAACUCGCAUAUCCCUUCGUACGAACAUGGAGAUGGCUGGAGUCCAGCAGAUCAUCGACUUUGCCAAGGAGAUGGGCAACGUGACGGACGGAAUGAUGACCAACUUGAACCAAUACCUUGCGUCUUCAGAGGAGGAUCAGGCCGAAUUAAGGGACCAAUUAGGGCGGGAAGUGUUGAGCAAUAUGCAGGAUCCAUACGAGCUUUUCAAGACGGUCAACGAGACUAUCAGAGAAUCCCCGGCCCAGGCGUAUUUCUUAUCCUGUCUGAAGCACCUGUUGCUUAUUCCGCAAGACGACACGGACACUCGCACGAAGUACUAUCAGGUUAUCGAUGGGCUGAUUACCGAUAUCAUCCUUGAGCGAAGAGCGUCGUAUGCACACGAGUUUGGCGAUCCCUGCUAUUUCGUUCCAGAAGCUUGCUUCCAGCUUCAGGCAACUUGUUCGAUAAAGUAUGACAAGGAGAGGCUGGAUGAGGAGCUGGGGAAAGGAUCUGACGGUUUAGUCGGUGACCUCAAGGCCAAAGUCGCAAUACUUGAAGACAAGCUUCGCCAAUCGCGUGACAAUUCGAACGCGCUCCAAGCUAAACUGGUUGAAGAAGGACGAUCGCAUCGAGAGAGGAUUGAGCAGCUGGAGUUCCAAAUCCUCGAGCUAUUUAAUAUGCUCAAGGUCGGUAGAGCGAACAUGCUGUCCAGUGCGGGUAACCAAGAGAGCACCGGACGUCGCCAGCUGAUUGAACAGGCGAGCAGCAACCUCGAUCCGGAGGAAAAAGUCUCGAAUCAAUGGGAACGGCGCUGGCGUGCCGGGCCUGAUGGUCAUUCUCAAUUCCAGGAUGCAGAUAAUGAGUACAUGGAGAGUGAGCGUUCAUUUGAUGCUUAUCCAGCGAGAGACCCUGCGACAGUGCGAAGCACCAGACAUCGCAAUGGUACGGGUGAUGCAUCCCCUCGUCGUACGGGAGCAUCUAGACUUCCUAUCGACAGUCCGCGUCAAGGAGAUGAUCAAGCUCAGGGCGGCUUGAUCCGCAAGCGUUCGCUACCUCCGCGAUUCCUCGCCGAACUCUCGAACAAACUUGGUAGUCGGACCCCAUCUGGAACAACCAUUAGAGAAGGGCGUGACGACAGCGAGCAUGCAUCUCGAGAAAGCGGGUACACUGACGAUACUGUUCCAACAUCUGCUGAUGCACAUGGCCAAUCUGGAGGGCUUGCUGUUCCUACAGAUGGAACCGCCGCUGGAGCUGGGGGCGAAAAACGAUCUGGGUCGCCUGGUAAAGGCCUCAUUCGCGUAAAGAGCGUACAUGUUCCUGGCUCACUGCGAUCAACUGGCCGGGUACUGACGAAGGCGCCGUCGAUAGGGAAGAAGAGUCGAUCGUACAGAGAGCAAGCCGGUCGAACCCAGCCCACCAGUUGCUGCACCUCCGCCCGCCACCUCCGCCACCACCACCACCACCACCUCCUCCUCCUCCUCCGCCGCCGCCGCCACUGGAGUCCUCCACCUCCCCUCCCCCCUCCUGGUGCCCCACCUCCACCGCCACCGCCACCACCGCCCGGUGCUCCGCCACCGCCGCCGCCUCCAAUGCCCGGUAAACAGGGGUCAAUCCCCAAGCGCCCGGUUUACCUUUCGGCGAAAAUGCCUCCAAACGCAAAGAUCACAGCAAGUGGGAAAGACACUUGGGGCGAGGACUAUACGGAGAAGGAGCGCGAAUGGGCACGCAAGUUAUUUGGAGAUGGUGUAUGGCAGGAAAUGGAGGAAGAUUUCAAGGCAAAACAACUUGUUAUGAACCUUAUGGCUAGGCAGAAGCGCGCCGAGCUCAAGAGUGUGCUUGACCAACAGACCAAGAAACGAGUCGAGAUUAUCAUCCAACGCGUCAAACGUUUGACUCCCGAGGAGAUUGCGACCAAGAUUCUUCAAUCCGAUCGUGAAGUAUGCACAGAGAGCUUCCUUGACGAACUCAAGCGUGUUCUCCCAUCCCCUGAGCAAGUCGGCAAACUCAAUAUCUAUCGGAAUGCGACUAUGGAGGAACUAUCUGAGCUCCACCUUCUGAUCGGCUCAUGGUCCAACUCAUCAAGAUUAACCGACUUGGUCCCCAAUGAUGUCUGUAUUUACGGUAUUGAAUCUGAGCAUGCGCUAACUGUUUCCUCUACAGGGUGCAAAAAAGUUGAUCGAGGCGUGCGAGAGUCUAAGAACGCCCCUAUGUUCAAAGAACUCAUGUCUUUGGUCGACACCAAGUCGAUUAACAAUACAACUCUGCUUCACUUUUUGGAGAAGACUGUCUCGAAGCACUUCCCAGAUAUGGAAAGGUUUAUGGACGAACUACAAAAACCAGAAGAAGCAUACCGGGUAAACCUCCUGGAAGUCAAGAAACACUUUGGAGAGAUGCGUGUUGGUCUGAAGUCCAUUCGCACCGAACUCGCGGAGCAUUUCUCAGACAUCGACUCUCUACCACCUGAUGAUCAAUACCCGAAAAAGAUGUGGCGAUUCCUCACCGAAGCAACGGAACAGCUUGAGGAUCUCAGCGACGCCGUCAAGCAGGCCGAAUUGAAGUUUGCUGACACCCUACGCUUCUAUGGUGAAGACGAGAAGAUGAGCUCGGCGGAAUUCUUUGGUAUAUUCAAAACCUUCUGCACAUCUUAUCGGAAAUGCCAAACCGAUAAUCGUACCGCUGCAGAAGAAAAGGUUGUUGCAGAAAAGCGGCGCCAAUAUGCGGAGGAAUCUCGUCUUGCAAGACAAAAGGCACGGGAGGAAGAAACCGUCCGCGAUCCUCAGGAUGCAGCUAUUUUGGACACGCUUCUGGAGCGACUUCGCAAUGGCGACACCAUGCCUCGAACUCGAAAGUCAAGGAGAACGCGCCCAAGUGUCCACCGCCUUCCUGCAGCCCUCACAAUGGCAGGGAGUACAACAGUGUCCGAAGGUGCCUUGAGUGGGAUUGGAGAUAACGCCGGUGCAAUGAAAUCCGAUGACGCUAUCGCUCCGGCAGAAGUUGUCGCCGACAAGGCAAAAGAUAUGUUGGCCGAGCUUCGACAGGCAGGCUUUGGUGCGUCGCUUCCCAGUCCAAACUCGAUGGGUACUCUUCCCCGUUCGUCCCGAACAGGCGGAGGUAGCACACGUCGAGCCCGAGCCCGCGCAGAAGCCCGAGCCAGUGCUUCAAACCUUCGGGUACAUCCCGAAGAAGGACCCGUGGAUACCAAUGGGGGGCUCCACUCUGCAUCCCUAUCGGAAACAUGGACAACAAACUCGCUUCCAUCCACGCCAGGCCUCGGCGACGGGCAUUCUCCAGCCGGCGGUCACAGCCGUAGUGCGUCACUUGUUCAACCCCAGCCCGGAAUAGAUACCCAUGGUGCCGACAGCGAGGUUGAACCUGAUACAGCUGAUGUAAUGGUUAACAUCAAAUCACCCACAGAGCUGGGCUCCGUGCGGUCUUCGGUUGCAUUGCCUGACAGCGCUGGACCAAUGCAACCACCAACGCAGCGAUGA
Messenger RNA from Rhizoctonia solani, 4833 nucleotides. RefSeq names its product cytokinesis protein sepA. The record is from RefSeq and is a predicted model, not a curated record. The coding region runs from base 1 to 4833 and encodes 1610 amino acids. The transcript is spliced from 14 exons. Lineage: Eukaryota; Fungi; Basidiomycota; Agaricomycetes; Cantharellales; Ceratobasidiaceae. Gene Ontology annotation, molecular function: actin binding; small GTPase binding. Gene Ontology annotation, biological process: actin cytoskeleton organization.